Molecule: messenger RNA, 3936 nt
Organism: Globicephala melas (long-finned pilot whale)
Lineage: Eukaryota; Metazoa; Chordata; Mammalia; Artiodactyla; Delphinidae
Gene: TTC32
Product: tetratricopeptide repeat domain 32
Molecular function (GO): protein binding
Source: RefSeq, a predicted model, not a curated record
UGUAACAAAGGGCAAACUCCUUGCAACAUGUAACCACGGACUUGGAAACCAGUUUGGGACUAUCGAUCUACUGCUUUUCUGGAGACAGGUAGGCGAGACCAGCAGUAACAAGAGAACUGCACUUCACAGGGGUCUGUCUGCCCAAGCUUUCCUGAAGCACCUGCGCUCGCCACCAGCAGCGUCAUUAAUCCCGCGAGACGACGGGUCCGCGGAAGGCACAAAAUUCCCCCUUUUCUAGAGCCCAGGUUUUUGCCGUCAAGUUAAAUUCCGGGGUGCGGAAGUAGCUUUGUCGUGCCGCCUCUAAUCGCUCAGAAAUCAACCCCAGUUCUACAGGGAAAGCUAGGCCUCCGACCGCUAUGGAAGGGCAGCAAGGGCAAGAAAAGCUCGCGACCCUAGCGCUUGCCCAAGCUCAUUUCCAGAAGGGCGAGUACGCGGAGGCCGAAGCGCUGUACUCCGCUUACGUUCGCCAGUACGCCUGUGCGGCCUCCGAGGGAGACGCGUCCGGGAGCAAAUGCAGCCCUGAGGAUUUGGCUACUGCAUAUAACAACAGGGGGCAAAUCAAGUACUUCAGGGUGGAUUUUUAUGAAGCCAUGGAUGACUACACAUCUGCCAUAGAAGUCCAACCCAAUUUUGAAGUUCCAUAUUACAACAGAGGGUUGAUACUAUAUAGGCUGGGAUACUUUGAUGAUGCUUUGGAAGAUUUCAAGAAAGUAUUAGACUUAAAUCCUGGAUUUCAAGAUGCUGUUUUGAGCUUAAAACAGACUAUUCUAGACAAAAAAGAAAAGCAAAAAAGAAAUUAUUGAAAAUUUUAACUUAGUUGAAAUACUAACUCAUGAUCCACCUGGCAUCUCAUUGUCUUUAAUUUAAAGCUGGUGUUAAGCUAUUUUGAUUUAUAUUUAAGAUAAAGAGAUUCAUGCAUCAGCACUGAAAGUUAAAUGAUGUACUUAAGGUAGUUAAUUUCAGAUUGAGUAACUAUGUUGAGUGAGUAUGCUUUUAUGAAGUGUAAAUAAGUAAAAAGAAUGUAUAAUUGUAUAUUAUUACAGUAAAAUAUUUAAAGAAAUGUGUGGUGUUUUCUUCAGUAAAACUAUUUAUUUUGCUAUUUUUUAUUCCCAACUUUUUAUUUAAAAAAUCUUACCUCUACAGAAAAUUGGAAGUAUAGUACAAUAAACACUUACAAACUUUUCACUGAGGUUCACCAGUUGUUAACAUUGUGUCACAUUUGCUUUUUCUCUAUACUUAAAUAUAUAACUUUUUACUGAGCCACUUGAAAAUAAGUUGCGCAGAUAUCACAAUACUUUACUCCUAAAUAUUUCAGCCUGCAUUUUCUAAGAAUAGAGACAGCCUUCUUUAUAGCCACAAUACCGUUAUAAUACCUAAUAAAACUAAUAAUUCUAUAAUAUCAUCCAUACCCAGCCCAUAUUCGAAUUCCCCAAUUGUUUCCAAAAUGUCUUGCGUAGAUUUUUAUUUCUGGAUCUGGAGUCAAUCAAGUUACACUGCAUUUUGUUGUUAAGCCUCUUUGUGUUCUCUUAAUCUACAAUAGUCCCCUGCCCAUUUUCUCCCCAUGGUAUUCACUUUGAGAGCAAAGCUAUUUUAUAUAGCUAGGCUAGAGAGACAUAACGUUUGGGCUUAAAAAUAAACACAUGUCUUGCAUGAGAGCAAUUUGAAAGAAUUCAACUUACACUUGAUUUUCUCUAGUAAUCGUUGAUAAGGUAGUUAAGAUUUAAAUAUCGAGCAUCGUUUUUUGUCUCUGGAUAAUGACACUAAUAAUCCUAUCAUCAACAUUUACUGAAUACUCACGAUAAGCCAAGAACUGUUCACACUCUAUAUAAUAAAUUGUGAGUGGAAUGGGGGUGAUUAGAGAGGUGAGAAACUGACAAAAAGCACUUAGUAAAUAGAAGGCUUUUAAAAAAUCUAUUUUAUUUGGGUGCUGCAACGCUCGAUUAGGCUAUGAUGACGCUUUCGAGAGCUGGGAAGGAUUUGAAGGGAAAACAAGCCAGAGACACCAUGUCUCACCUACAUUUUUGUGUGUGGGUUUUUAUUGUUGAGGUUUGGCUUUCAAAGAUUCAGAGCCUGUAUCUGGGGAUCUCCCAAACUAGUUUAUUAUUGCUGUGGAAAAAAACAAACUUAUUUUACAACUUAUUAAAAAAAUAAAAUAAAAAGCAAAGUCCGUAGACCUUGGGAAGGUUUGAAGCCAGUCUGUCCUGAAAAUCAAAUACUUAAAAAAUGCUUCGAUAACUUUAUUUUCUCUUGGCUUAUGUUCUCUUUUUUUUACUCUUGACUGGGAUCAGAUGUAAUAUGAAAAAAAGCUUAUUAAAAAUUUAAUUUGGUUUUGUAGGGUUUUAUUAUUCAACGUUUCUUCAUCCUUUAUCAGAAAAAAGUCACUCAAGUUCAGAAUCAGCAAUUGCUGAUUUGGAACCCAGACACUUACUUACUUUUCUCAAGUUACCGGAAAUAACUAAAGAAUAAUAUAUUUUCCUCAUGUAUUUUCUUCAAAACUUCCGACAUUACACAUUCAGAUUCUAAAUUUCUGAUUGACUAAUACCUUUGCUAUCUGCCUUUUUAAAAAAAUUUUUAAAUAUUGUUUUGAUGUGGACCAUUUUUAAAGUCUUUAUUGAAUUUGUGACAGUAUUGCUUCUGUUUUAUGUUUUGGUUUUUUGGCGGCGAGGCAUGUGGGAUCUGAACUCCCCGACCAGGGAUCAAACCCGCAACCCCUGCAUUGGAAGGGGAAGUCUUAACCAUUGGACCACCAGGGAAGUCCUGCUAUGUACCUUUUAAAAAAGACGUUAUUUUAUGUUUGCUGUUGUUUAUAUUUCCCACAUUUCAGUACUUGUUGAGCUCUUUUUCUACUAGAAAAGUGCCCAAACUAUAUUGUUUUCCAGUUUUUUUCUCUCUACAAACAAGGCAGAAAAUUGUAGUUUGUUUUAAGGUUUGUCCUUUACAAAGUAAGGUAAGAGAGAAUAAAUGGAUAUAAAUUACUUUUGAGCUUAGAAAAUAACUUUUAACUCUUAAGCAUGGAGCUUUUUUUUUUUUUUUUUGUCUGAAAUCUGGAACUGAAUGAAGCAUGUGGACUUCCUUUAUGAUAACAAACCAAGCCCAGCUGCUGGAUGAGCAAAUGAAAUUUCCAAGUCAGCUUUUGAUCAUUAUCUGUUUGCCCUUUUCUAGAUUUUUUCUGGUUUUUCUGCCUUUCACUGGCCUCUCUACCCCUUCCCCCCACAACACUAUAUAGUCUUAGCCUUCCGCUGUUUUGCAGGUCUUCGUCUUUCUCAAUGGGCAGAAUAUAUUUCAGCCCUGCCACUCAGCACAGAUCAAUUCAGCAUACGGCAACACAUCUCAAUAUCUCCAUCUCUGCCAAGUCUAAUCCCCCUUAAACAUCUGACUCUAAGCUUCAAAUAAUUAAACCCCUAUCUUGCUUAACAACUUUAAUUUAUCCUUGAAAAUGCUUCUGCUAAGUGAAAAGCCAUAACAUGAAAACAUUUUACAUUCAUUUUAAUUGGAAAAAUUACAAAUUCCAUCUUAGCCCAAGAUACCCAAAUACUUUUUGCAGAUAGAAAAAUAUAUCACGAAAUAAUGCCAUUUGCAGCCACAUGGAUGGACCUAGAGAUUGUCACACUGAGUGAAGUAAGUCAGACAGAGAAAGACAAAUAUAUGAAAUCACUUAUAUGUGGAAUCUUAAAAAAGGGUACAAAUGAACUUAUUUACAAAACGGAAAUAGAGUUACAGAUGUAAAAACAAACUUAUGAUUACCAGGGUGUAAGGGGAGGGAGGGAUAAAUUAGGAGAUUGGGAUUGACAUAUACACACUACUACAUAUAAAAUAGAUAACUAAUAAGGACCUACUGUAUAGCACAAGGAACUCUACUCUGUAAUGGCCUAUAUGGGAAAGGAAUCUAAAAAAUAGUGGAUAUAAGUAUAUGUAUAAAUGAUUCACUUUGCUGUA